CUUAGAUCUAUCAGUUUUCCUGUUGCUUUGAUCGUGUUCGGUUUUAGUAUAUUGGAGUGAUACUUAUGAGUUGGUUGAAGAUUUUUAUUUACCGGUAUAAUAAUGAUGUGGUCUCUACAUUUAACUUGCAUACUACUCUUCUUAACAGGCAUCGUCGACUCGUAUAAAAUAUUAUUAAUAAGUCCAUUACCAGGGAAAAGUCAUGUAAUACUAAGCGAUGGUAUUGCUAAAUAUUUAGCAAAUGCAGGACAUGAGGUAACAUACAUAACUGCUAUGCCUGAAAAUCUUUCAUACAAAGGAGGGAAUAUAAAGAAGAUUGAUGUGAGCAAAAAUCUAGAGAUACUCAAAGUGGCAGGCGAUUCAAUAUCAAUAAAAGCAAUUAUGGACAAGAAAGUCAACUAUCAAGACCAGAGGUUUAUGUUUAGUAUGUUCUUGGAGAACGCAAGGAUGACUUUUUCCAAUGAGGCAGUGCAAGAUCUAUUUAAGGACAAAAGCCAACAUUUCGAUGUCAUUGUCGCUGAGUGGAUGUUUACUGAAGUAUAUGCUGGAUUGGCAGCAGUUUAUGAUUGUCCGUUAAUAUGGUUUUCGACAGUAGAACCGCAUUGGAUGGUUCUUAGAUUAAUUGACGAAGGAACAAACCCAGCAUUAGCCGUUGACGUGUUAUCCAGACGUAUAUCUACUCCGUUAUCAUUUGUACAAAGGCUUGAAAGCUUGUACGAUAGAAUGUACACAUAUUACUUCUACCAUACGUUUGUUUACGACAAGGAAGAAGAGAUAUACAGUAAAUAUAUGGUUCCACACAUUAACUCUCAGAAGUAUACGCCGCUGGAUGUUCUGAGAUACAACGCAUCCUUGAUGCUGGGUAACUCUCACGUAUCACUUGGAGAAGCAUCAACCUUACCACAGAGUUAUAAACCAAUUGGAGGGUAUCACAUUGAAAAAAACGUAAAACCUUUACCAGAUAACAUUAAGAAAAUUAUGGAUGGCGCAAAAAGCGGAGUCAUAUAUUUUAGUAUGGGUUCAAACCUCAAAAGUCGAGAUUUCCCUGAAGAACUGAAGCAAAAGUUGUUGAAAUUCCUUGGAGGAUUGAAACAAACAGUUAUUUGGAAGUUUGAAGAGGACUUACCGAAUCGUCCUAGUAAUGUUCAUAUUGUAUCGUGGGCGCCCCAGCAAAGCAUUUUAGCUCAUCCAAACUGCGUUCUUUUCAUCUCACACGGAGGUCUGCUAUCAACAACAGAAGCAAUACAUUUUGGUGUACCAUUAGUUGGUAUUCCAGUAUUUGCUGAUCAAUUUAUCAAUAUUGAACGAGCUGUCAAUAAGGGUUUUGCUAAGAAAGUUCAACUUACCUAUAAUUUGGCAGAAGAUCUAAAAGAGCAAGUUGAAAAUAUUACCAACGAUCCCACAUAUACCACAAAAGUUAAGGAGUUAUCGUUCAUCUACCAUGACCGACCAGUAACUCCUGGUGCAGAGCUGGUACACUGGGUAGAACACGUGGUGAAAACACGAGGAGCUCCACAUCUACGAUCACCUGCACUGCACGUGCCUUUAUACCAGAAAUUAUACUUAGACCUGUUAGCUUUAAUUUUACUCUUAACUGUUUUAGCAGUUCUAUUGAUAAGAAAAAUGUACUCGAUAAUUUUAAGACCAACGAUUAAUAAUAAUAAGAAAUUAAAUUAAGGAUAGGAAUGUAUAUAGUAUAUCAAUCUUACUUCCGUUUUUAAUACUGAUCGUGACUAGAAGUAGAUUUUUAUCAAGCUGUAUUCCUGUAAAGAGACUUAAUAAAGGUAACUUUUGCUAGUAA
Leptidea sinapis is the source of this 1801-nucleotide messenger RNA. RefSeq names its product UDP-glucosyltransferase 2-like. The transcript has 9 exons. Gene Ontology annotation, molecular function: UDP-glycosyltransferase activity. The record is from RefSeq and is a predicted model, not a curated record. NCBI's taxonomy places the organism in Eukaryota, Metazoa, Arthropoda, Insecta, Lepidoptera, Pieridae. Bases 103 to 1677 code for a protein of 524 amino acids.